GUGAAUGAGGGUAUGGAGGGGAGUUUCCUCCAUCAAUUGUCAACGGGUCUGAUGGACCAGCUCUCUGUAUAAAAGACAGGUCAGAUCAGACCACAGACAUAGAACCAGAGCAUCAGCUAGACUUCUGACACAGAACCAGACCAGAACAUUAGAGAACAGAGCAUCAGAGAACAGAGCAUCAGAGACUAGAGCAUCAGAGACCAGAGCAUCAGAGACUAGAGCAUCAGAGACCAGAGCAUCAGAGACCAGAACAUCAGAGACCAGAGCAUCAGAGACCAGAGCAUCAGAGACCAGAUCCUCAGAGACCAGAACAUCAGAGACCAUCUAGACAAUACAAUCUUCAGCAUCUCAACCAUCUCUGAACCAUGAAGACCCUGACUUCUCUACUCCUCCUGGGACUGCUCUGCUCCCUCCAUAAGACGUCUGCACAGGGUGUCAUGGGGAUUUCAGUAAUGACUGCCAUAGACUGCUGUGUGAAGUUCCACCCAAAGAGGAUCCCUCUUGGUGCAGUGAUUUCAGUUUCUAGAACCCCUAGUAGCUGCCCUCGCCAAGCACUGGUGUUUACAACAAAGAAAAAUAUUCGAUUUUGUGUCGACCCAUCUCAGGCCUGGGUCCAGAGUCAUGUGACCAAGAUUGAGAGCAGAUCGAUGACGUCAUCAACCACCACCGCCACAGACUAACUACCAUAGCUGUCAGAUCUGUCAAGAAAAUAGAAUGUUAUAUAUUUUUUGUACAUACAGUAAUAUUAUUUAAUUCUUAUUUAUUUACCAUACUGUGAAGUUACCUUGUAUUUUGAAAUGAUUUGUUUUGUCAACAAAUUAUUUUUUAUACUUCAGCAAUAAAGAUAAAUAAUGUCAACAUUUUA
Salmo salar (Atlantic salmon) is the source of this 865-nucleotide messenger RNA. RefSeq names its product C-C motif chemokine 2. Gene Ontology annotation, cellular component: extracellular region. The record is from RefSeq and is a predicted model, not a curated record. Gene Ontology annotation, molecular function: chemokine activity. Gene Ontology annotation, biological process: immune response. NCBI's taxonomy places the organism in Eukaryota, Metazoa, Chordata, Actinopteri, Salmoniformes, Salmonidae.